Messenger RNA from Aspergillus uvarum CBS 121591, 1080 nucleotides. RefSeq lists its product as uncharacterized. The record is from RefSeq and is a predicted model, not a curated record. The coding region runs from base 1 to 1080 and encodes 359 amino acids. Lineage: Eukaryota; Fungi; Ascomycota; Eurotiomycetes; Eurotiales; Aspergillaceae. The transcript is spliced from 2 exons. Gene Ontology annotation, cellular component: membrane.
AUGUCCCCGGACCCAGCCGAGCCACACGAAUUACCAUAUCAUGUAGGCCAGGAGAUCAAAUUACACCCAACCAGCCCCCGCGCAGACCAGGUCUCCGUCAUGAACGCCACAGUCCUCGACGUGUACGAAGCUGAGAACCAGAUGGCAUGUGUACUGCUGAUCGACGUGGACCCGCCGCUAGGGAAGAUGACCACGCCGAUGUCACUGAAGCUGUUCGACCGACGCUGCGCGGCUGAGGCCCGGAUCCAGAAGCUGGGGCGCCGGAACACCGACGCCGCGCACUGGGCUGCGUCGGUCGAGCGAGACUACCACGAGUACCUCUGCCAGCAGGCGAGUCACAUCGCCGUGGACCUGCUCUCGCAGAACGAGAACCCGCGCUUCCAACACUUGAGCUGGGCGCCCGCGCACAAGGAGAUCUACCUUGAGGGGCUCAUGCAACGGAGCUUGGCAAAUGAAUUGGCGGUCUGGCACCGCCUGCGGCUGCUGGAGGGCAAGAUUAUCCCGCGGUUCUACGGCGGCGUCUUGGCGACGUGGGAGGUCAGGGCAGAUGACGGGGAAUUCACCAAGACAGGCACCUGUCAUGGGUAUCUGCAGCAGUAUCGUGAAGGGUACAGUCUGGGCAAUCUGUGUCGGGAUUUGCCGAAUACGCUCUGGGGUACCGUCUGCGACGAUGUCAUGCACAUAGUGCAUACGUUUCAGGAAUGGGGCGUGCGAACGGAUCGUCUCAGUCUGAAAGACUUUGAAGUGUGGUAUAUCACGGACCCAGAUGAGGAUGACAACGCGAGCAGCGCCCCCUUCUUGCGAGUGUUUCUAGUUGACCUCCGAUCCUGUGUGAAUCGGAGCUCCCGCGACAGUGACUAUGCAUGGAAACAGCGUAGGGCUUUAGCAGAUGAGGAGUGUGCCAUCGCGCGAGACUUGGAGUUGCUCACGGGUUAUGCGUGGACAUAUCAUCGCUCGGAAGGUUCUGAUGCCAUGGAACCGGACUCUCCCCACGUCGAGCACGUAGAAGUGGCAGAGACCGAAGAAACGCCAAUGUCGCCAACGAACUCUGACAGAACAGGAACCCCGGGAAGUCCCUAA